GUUAUUCAGAUGCAGCUAUCAUCGGUUUAUCAGUGUACGAGGCUGUGGAAUCUGUAGAGGUGUAUCUGUAGUAUCAUCAUCGCAGUCGCUCAUCUUCGCGUCGUCGGUAUGCAGUCGACCCACUUGCCGCAACAUCGCCUCGAUUCCCCUAACCUAACCUAACCUAACCUAACCUAACCUAACCGCCGUCGAUCCCUGACUUUGGUACAGUCGCCUCCUCGACAACAUCGACUCAAUUUGAUUGGCUUAGCUCCUUUGUCUUCCUGAUUGGUGAGAACCUUCACAACGAGAAAAAAAUGCUGAUUGGCUUCUCGACACAUGUAGCAGUAUAAAUGGCACAGAGAUUAGCAGACUUCAUUGGCUCUUAUCAAAGUGCUACACAAACUUCGUAGUAUGAUUGUUUAAAGUAGACGUCUAGGAGGCAUGGUGAACAGCAGAAGACUAUAGUCUCAUCUUGUUACGAAUAGGAUGAUGUCGUCCUCGAGGUCGCAUCAACAUCCGCCUUCAUCAUAAAAUGAGCCUGAACGAAUAGAUUCGCAUCAUAACCUGAACGAAUAGACUUCCUCGCGUCAUAACCUGAACGAAAAGAUUCGCAUUUAGAAGAGAUUACAAAGAUGUCUUCGCGGCCGUUGAUUGUGCCUGACGAUGAUACUCCCGCAGGAGUAGACGAAGAGGUGCAACUAGUAGAAGAAGGUGGCAUUCUUGAUGCGGAUGAAUCGUCAACGCUCCUGGGAUCACAACACCCAACUACUAGUGGUGACGCAGAUCCUCCUAACGAUGAAGAAGAUGGAGCCGAAGGUGAAACGGCUCAAUCACUCCACCAUAAUAUGGAACACCUUCAAGGACAGGCAUUCCAAGGCAUAUCAUUAUCGAGGGAAAUAUCGAAGGAGUAUACUCUCGAAGGAGAGGAGCAUACUUUCGAAGGAGAUCAACAUGAAAAUGUAGACAGUUUCUCGAACUUUAUACGAGGACAAGGUGCUCGUGCUAGGGGAGGAGAAGGCGAAGCAAUAGUUGUAGGAGGUCCUCGCGAAGAAGGCGAAGCAAGACGUCCUCGACAAUUAAGGGAUCUACUGCUCACGACAUCAGUUGGAAUUCAUCUCUACAAGAAAAUAAGCUUUCUCAAUCUGCUUCUCGCAAGAUUCAAACUGUAGUUAUAAUUUGGAAGAAGUCAAGUAGGGUAUAGUCCCUCUGCUUGAGAUUGAGAAGAAUCUAGCUAACGUUACGUCGUAACGAGAAGAUGAAUUCUUGCGAAAGUCGUGACCUCUUCUAAGACACAGGAGCGAAAGAACUGCUACUAGCAGUAAAAGAGGAACAAGUACUAGGACGAUGAAAGACCACUCUAAAGCUGCUUCUUCUUCGAGUAGUCCUGGUAAAAGCAGUUCUAGUGCUGGUAAAAGUUCUAGUAGCAAAUCUUCCUCCUCUAGAAGUAAAGCCUCUUCUUCUUCUCCGAGAACGGGCUCCGACGCAAGCGAGUUAAGGUUUUGAAGAUGUUGCCCUAGAAGUAGCCCAACACCUCAAGAAUAGGUACAAUCAUCAUCAUCAGAUUGAGUAUUUCACGGUUUAGUACGUUACUGUAUGCUCAUCGGGGUAUCCCUUUGGGCCUGGUCUCGAUCUGUAUUUCCCAGCUGGGCUAAUAUGGGAGUCGUCCUCGUAGAUGGCUGCCAUUUGGUCCCUACGGUUACUUAAAAAAAAAAAAAAACGGUGAUAGAUCACGAAGGAUCAUAACAGAGGCGCACGCAUGACAUAGUUCGAUCCAGAAAUUAUCACCUGAUGUGGUUCUUGUCUCAGGUAGGUGCUGUAACUGUAAGUGGUGGAAGUAGUGGACGAGUAAGUAGUACUAUUAAGGCAGGCGACGUCCCAGCACACACGCAGCUUCUAUCUUUGAAAUACUGUCAGACCCUGUGUUUACUGUCUCUACAGCCAACAUCGUGAACGAUGGCAACAGGGACUACAGCACGCAUUCCUCUAACCCUGACCGAAGAAGCUGAACAAGGUGCGUUUGAUGAACAAGGUGUGGCCGCGUUUGAUGAACAAGGUGCAGCGCUUCAUCAAAAUGAGCAUCCCGCACGAUUUGCCAGAGUGCCGCAGCCUGAAGGUGAGAGCCCGUCACUACAACCGGAGUUAUGUGCUGUCAAAUUUCUCCAGGUUAUUUGUCCUCUCAUGCUGUGAACUACAUUUCUAGAAGUUUAAAUUUGUCAUCUACCAUGUGGAUGUUGUAGUUUUGUCUAUUUUUAGAGGUCGUACUAGUUUUGUCCAUUUUUACAAAAGACCACUGACUCUAAGGAUAGGUGAAGUGAUUGUUCCACCUAUUGCUGAAGGAGAGGCCUUUGGACGCCAGCCCGUUGCCGAAGGAGAAUUGUUGCGGCUGGAUGACUAUUCUUUCUCUAUUUAGGUAGUCCUAUUUAAUACAAGUGGAUCCCUCUUUUACUUUUUGAUGAUGAGAAUCAUCAAUCUUCUUUGUUUUUAACUGGUUCUUGAGUACUCGAAAACUCAAAAUAAGCGAGUUACUGACUGAAAUAAGGAAGGUAGCUUAACAUCAAGGCUACUCGUCUUCCUUCUCAUCAGUAUCUCCCUUAUUUUCAGUAGUUACUACUUGCUUAUUUCAGUUUUUCGAGUAGCUAAUUACACACGACAUGACAAUCUAUCAGGUGAUUGAUGGUCGUACAGAGAAAUAUUUAUUUGUUUUAUCAUCUAUAAGAAGAUGGAGUAGACAGUAUUAUAGUACCUCGUCUGAAGAUGGUAGAAAUUGCUAUUUGAUGUUGUAUCUAGUAUAGGUAGAAUGCCUCUACCUCUAAGUCGGGGUAUAUUUCAGUCGAUGCUGAAUCAAAGUCAGGGGAGGCGUACGUGGGGCCGAAGUAGUAGCAAGAAGAAAGAAGAGCCGCCGCCGAAGAAAAGUGACAAAAAGAAGCAAAGCAAAUCUUCCAAGAAAGACGAUAAUUAAGGCUCAUGGUAGUUAUUUGCUUUAUUCCCCCAGGAUAAUAAUAGAUACUAUUAUUAUCGAAGCGCCUAGUUAGUUUUGCCUUCAUAUCCUAUUCCUCCAGGAUAAUAAUAGAAGCGCCUAGUUAGUUUUGCCUUCAUAUCCUAUUCCUCCAGGAUAAUAAUAGAAGCAAAAGGUAGAGCAAGAGUACUCACUUCUCCAUGAUGUUGGGUUUGCUUCCUCCUGCCUAAACCUUAAAUAUGAUAACUCAUGAUAAUAUUCGUUAUCUCGUCCGUUCUUCUUCAGAACAAAGUAUUAAACUUAUAUGGUCUCAGUUAAUAUAAGUCUCCUCCUCGAAAAAUAAUUUUUAUGAGCGCUAAGGCAAGAAGAGUAAGAAGGAGAAGCAUUCCAGCCGUCACGACAAGAAAAGCAAGAAAAAGAGAGUGUCAUCGUCGGAGCAAUCGUCGGAGGUUAUGGCCUGUUGAUGUUUCCUUGUAGUUGCUACGUGGUUCAUUCUGGGGGGCCAGCACACGUAAAAUAGAAAUAGAUGCUUUUUCGAAGUGCUGCAAGAAUUCUACUUGGAAGAUUGCAAACAAUUUGCAAGAAUUCUAAUUCGAAGUACCAGACUACAGAUUCACUUCUACAGUGUCUUUAUCUGCUACUUGAUAGUUUUGUAGUGCUCUACUGAUUUAUGCACCUAUAGAUAUAAGUAUGUGGAACUACAACUAUACUUCCUCAACUGAAUUGUAGAUAGUGCUCUAAUAUAUGUGGAGGAAGUGUGUGGCGUGGGGAUUCGUUUGCGGAGGAGGAGGAGCCUCCGCGUCGUCAACCAAGCCAAAGGGGCUAUCCCUCCGAGGGUGGAGCUCGCGGGGCGCCUAUUGUUGUCCGACAUACAACAUCGGUGGAGGAAUUAAGGCUCAAAACUUAUAGCACAUAAAGAAAAGUAACCGGUUAACUUUCCCUCAUAUCCUAGGUUUUAUCCCAACACGCGAAACAUUUCACACAUGUCGACUAAAUCGGGCUGUCUCUUUUUUGUAAGACUGAACUACACGUAGCGUGACUAAUAAUCCUAGUCCUACGCGUCUCAAUAUUUCUACAAUAACCAUUUCUCCCUAUUAAUUUCCUUCUUAGGAUUCUUGAGCGAAAUGUAGGCAAGGGAAACGAAUCGGUUUGAUGCAUGUUUUGAGCUUCUCUAAUGGUGGAGGUAGUCCAACCUAAGAAAAAGUCUGCGACAGAUUCUGUAGGGGAAUGGGCCAGCAAGAACGAGAAAGAUUAAGGCCUCACUUAAUCCAUCUUUUGCCGCGUCUGUCAGCUGUUUUUAAGAAUUUCUUCUUAAAACGGAAGCAGAUGAGGGAACAAAAGGUGGACUUCUGUAGCGAGUUCUAAAAAGGGGAAAAGGAUGCUUCUGGAGGUCCCGGAGGCCCCGUCCUGCCGCUCAAUCUCGCAAUGGACGAGCGCGACCCCUUUCGAGAUCCGUGCAUUAUAGUUAAGGGUCGUUUAGUUUAAGUAGAACUGUGGGAACUCCGCUUGGAGUAUUUAGCAGGUUGUGGAGAGACAUCAGACUGUUCUAGAGGUACUUUGGAGAUCAUAUUUGAUUUGAAUUAUUUAGCAGGUUCUAGGAAAGAUAGGUACAGGUUCAUAGUGAAUAAGUAGGGUUGUUCUUUCGAUAUGAAGAUGCACGGAUGUUGAUUGAUAGAUACUUGCUAGCUGGAGAGACUACAGAUUGAUAGUUUUAAUACGGGUUGGAUUUUUUAUUUAGAAACAUAAUCCUAAGCCUAACGGAUGGAUAAUUUAGCUACUUUGAAGCUUUCUCCUUCUCUAAGAUAAUCAUCGGAACUGGCCAAGUGUACGAGGACGUAGUGGAGUAUCCAGAGGAUCGCGGGGGUUACUACGG
Amoebophrya sp. A25 is the source of this 4811-nucleotide messenger RNA. The record is from the annotation of a GenBank genome assembly. Lineage: Eukaryota; Dinophyceae; Syndiniales; Amoebophryaceae.